This is a messenger RNA of Paramormyrops kingsleyae, 1136 nucleotides long. The record is from RefSeq and is a predicted model, not a curated record. Lineage: Eukaryota; Metazoa; Chordata; Actinopteri; Osteoglossiformes; Mormyridae.
CUAGAAGAAAAUAAAGAGGAGCUAUUUAUCCGGGAGUGAGAAAAGAAAGAAGAAAAAAGAGGAAGAUGAGAGAAAAAAGCAAGACAGCGGACUAUUCAAAGGUCUGUUUAUUUAGGGUGAAGGACACCCCCCUGGACGUGCUGGAUAAGGGGACCACAGAGCAGUGUCCUCAGUCCUGCUUCUCCUCCAGCGCUGAGAGGAAGAUGAUCCGCCUGCUGGUUCUGGUGCUGGUUUGUGGAGCUCUGCUUAUCUCCACAGAGGCCCAGCAAGACUACCAUGGUCUUGCUGAUCACUUCAAGGAGGCCAUUAAACACGCAGUCAAAAAAGUUCAUCAAAGUACCAGUCAUCACAUGAAUUUCUAUACCCAAUGGAAAGAUCCAAAGAUCAGGAGUGACUAUAUUGACAUUGAGAUUCUCUUGAGAGCAACAAACUGUGCAAAGUCAGCUGAACCAGAUCAUCGGGAUGACUGCGUGUUUAUGACCAACAGGCCAUUUAUUAACUGUAGAGUUUGCAGCACACGGUCUGGUAAUGAUCUUACGGAUCCAUCAAUUGACUGUGCACCACAAAAGAGAGUGGAUUAUGGAAAAAGACAGAAAAUGUGUGAACGUAUCACUGGAGAAAAUUGUCUCAUGUGCGUGACAGACUUAAAACCUGAAAUCGACUGUCCGGGCUGUUUCUGAUAGCUGAUGGCCCUGCAGUGUCCCAAGAGGAGAAAACCAGAAGGGAAAAUGCGUUAUAAUAUGACUGUAAUCAGGAUGUAAUACAACAUUUAAAUUUUUCUGAUGCAAUUCCAGUUAACCAGAUGAACUACAGUACUUAACACCAUUUCUACUCUGUCCUGAAUCGGUCUCGGACUGUAGCGUCCAUGGUUUGGACUUGUAAUUAUAGAGCGAGACACAAGUGACAAACUUUCUCAUUUCUACUACCUUUCUCAAAAUAAUAACACACAUUAAUAAAAUGCAAUUAAUAAAAUAAAAUGCAUCUAUUAUUCUCCUUCUUUGUAUUAGCUGUAUACUGAUUUAUUUUAUUUUGUCUGAACAGAAGAAUCCUGUGGCUUAAGCUGUAGAGGGUGGGGGUGAGCCCCCUCAGUGACCUGUACCUGAUCAUCAAAAUAACAUAAAAGAAUCUUCCAUGUC